AUUAUCGUAGUUUAAUGAAUAUUCAGGUCCAAAAGGUACUAUCAACCUCAAAGAGAUCUUGUUACUGCCGUAUAUAUUUGACCAGAUUUUAUUUUGUUAAUCACAAGGUUGGAUUGUCGUGCUCCAAAGAAAUUUCUCUGGUAAUUUAAGCCGGCAGGGAAAUGGCUUCAGAUCUAAAAGUUCAUUCUUUUGAGGAUGUUGCGAAGCAUAACAAAACUAAAGAUUGCUGGCUUAUAAUCUCUGGAAAGGUUUAUGAUGUAACCCCGUUCAUGGAUGAUCAUCCAGGAGGAGAUGAGGUCUUGCUAUCAGCAACAGGAAAAGAUGCAACCAAUGAUUUUGAAGAUGUGGGUCACAGUGACUCUGCCAGAGACAUGUUGGAGAAAUACUACGUCGGAGAGAUUGACGCCACCACUGUUCCAUUGAAACGUGCAUACGUUCUACCUCAACAAACACCACACAAUCCUGAUAAAACUCCCGACUUUGUUAUAAAGAUUUUGCAGUUCUUGGUACCGCUCCUGAUCUUGGGUUUGGCCUUCAUUGUCAGACAUUACACCAAGAAAGAGUAGUAGCUGCAGUUACCUUCACCAAGCAAAUCCGUAUUCAUUCACAGCAAAGACAUGUUUACCAACUAUCUUUGUGAUUGCAUGUUCUUGGUCAAAUGACUCGAAUGGACGUCCUAAAUUUGUAGCGUGUUUCAAGAAAACCCAUUUUGUUUUUUUGGGGGGUUCCUUCAGUUGAAGAGGAAUCAACUUUUUGUACACUGAUAUAUCUUCCUGGUUUUCGUCCUUUCGUCCUUCCGGAUGUUUAUUUCUUAGUUCUAGCAUUUCCUACUGGUGUACCAUUCUGAAAAAUGAAAGCUUAUUUGGGU
Molecule: messenger RNA, 868 nt
Organism: Papaver somniferum (opium poppy)
Lineage: Eukaryota; Viridiplantae; Streptophyta; Magnoliopsida; Ranunculales; Papaveraceae
Product: cytochrome b5-like
Exons: 4
Coding region: 162-566 (134 amino acids)
Cellular component (GO): membrane; intracellular membrane-bounded organelle
Molecular function (GO): heme binding
Source: RefSeq, a predicted model, not a curated record